Messenger RNA from Peromyscus eremicus (cactus mouse), 486 nucleotides. RefSeq names its product 10 kDa heat shock protein, mitochondrial-like. The record is from RefSeq and is a predicted model, not a curated record. Gene Ontology annotation, cellular component: mitochondrial matrix. Gene Ontology annotation, molecular function: ATP binding; protein-folding chaperone binding; protein folding chaperone. The transcript has a single exon. NCBI's taxonomy places the organism in Eukaryota, Metazoa, Chordata, Mammalia, Rodentia, Cricetidae. The coding region runs from base 57 to 362 and encodes 101 amino acids.
ACUCUCCUUGCAGCGGCGGCCGCGGGUGCUGAGUCCGAGCUGCGGCGGCACGAGUCAUGGCUGGACAGGCUUUCAGAAAGUUUCUCCCGCUCUUUGACAGAGUAUUGGUUGAAAGGAGUGCCGAAACCGUGACCAAGGGUGGCAUCAUGCUUCCCGAAAAGUCUCAAGGAAAAGUAUUGCAAGCCACAGUAGUGGCUGUGGGAUCAGGCGCCAAAGGCAAGGGUGGAGAGAUUCAGCCAGUCAGUGUCAACGUUGGAGACCAAGUUCUUCUCCCAGAAUACGGAGGCACCAAAGUAGUUCUAGACGACAAGGAUUACUUCUUAUUUAGAGAUGGUGACAUUCUUGGAAAGUAUGUAGAAUGAAAUCACUGUUGAAAUGGUGUCACAUGAAGCUGCCCAUUCCGCUGACGGUCUGAACUAUUCAUCAUGUAAAUAAUUUCCAUGCCUCCCUUUUAUAAUAAACUGAUGAUGCCCAAACUAAAAAAAA